This is a messenger RNA of Aspergillus mulundensis, 1572 nucleotides long. Its product is annotated as putative MFS transporter. Gene Ontology annotation, cellular component: membrane. The record is from RefSeq and is a predicted model, not a curated record. Lineage: Eukaryota; Fungi; Ascomycota; Eurotiomycetes; Eurotiales; Aspergillaceae. The transcript has 11 exons. Gene Ontology annotation, molecular function: transmembrane transporter activity. Gene Ontology annotation, biological process: transmembrane transport. The coding region runs from base 1 to 1572 and encodes 523 amino acids.
AUGGCUGAUACUGUUGACACCCACAAGGCCGCUGGCUCCGCCCACGACGAGCACGCCGAUCCCGUCCCUGAAAAGGGCCUCGGACAUGUUGCUGCUGAUGACGAAACUGCGGCGUACACCACCGGGGCCCCUGCCAGUAUUGACAAGGCGACGAACCGCCGGCUCUUCUGGCAGAUCAACCGGCGUAUUCUCGUGGGUAUGCUUGGGACGUACUUUUGCCAGUCGCUGGACAAAGGCACCCUGGGAUUCAGUUCGAUCAUGGGGAUCCAGGAGGAUGCCGGACUCGAUGGGGAUAAAUACAACUGGCUGGGGACGAUUCUGUAUCUUGGGAUCUUGGUGGGAGAAUAUCCGACCAACUUCCUGCUUCAGAAGCUUCCUAUUGCAAAGUAUCUGGCUGGAAAUGUGUUUCUCUGGGGGGUAGUGAUCAUGUGCAGCGCAGCUGCUACCAACUUUCCCGGUCUCAUGGCCGUUCGAUUUCUGCUGGGUGUCUUUGAAUCCUGUGUCCAACCGACCUUCAUCAUCAUGACAGCCAUGUGGUUCACCCGAGAGGAACAGACCGUCCUAACGAGUCUAUGGUACUCAAUGACUGGUGUCCAGCUAAUGAUCGGCGGUAUCCUAGCCUGGGGUACAAGUCACUAUAUCGGCCACGCCAUCCGUUCCUGGCAGCUCCUCUUCCUCGUUCUCGGCGCGGCAACCUGCACCUGGGGCGUUUUCCUAGGCUGGUAUAUCCCCGAUAGUCCGAUGAAGGCGAAAUGCUUCAGCGAAGAGGACAAGCGGCUAAUGGUCGAGCGCGUACGUGCCAACGACACGGGAAUCCAGAAUAAAACCUUCAAGAAAUACCAGAUGCUUGAGGCUCUCAUGGAUCCGAUCGUCUGGCUGUAUGUCCUUCUCCAGCUGAGCAGCACGCUGAUUAUUGGCGGGCUGGGCGUGUUCUCGAACAUCAUCAUCAAAAGCUUCGGAUUCACGACGCUGCAGACGCAGCUGCUGAAUAUCGCGCAGGGAGGCGUGACAAUUGCUGUUAUGGUCGGCGGUGCGGCAUUGGCGACCUGGAGUCGGCGGACCGUCGUGAUAAUGCAUCUGUGGACCUUCCCGGCCAUAGCCGGCACAGCGGUGAUCUACUCCAUCUCACCUUCGCCAGCAACGCGCGUAGGCCUCCUGGUUGCGUUCUACUGCACCCAAUUUGUCCUAGCCGAAGGCAACCUUCUCUUUUCGCUCAUAUCGCGCAACGUCGCCGGCCAGACCAAGAAGUCGACAGUGCUAGCUAUGACCUUCAUCGCAUGGGCUGCUGGUAACGCUACCGCUCCUCAGAUCUUUCAAUCUACAGAUGCCCCGCGAUAUGCGAAAGGGUUCACGGCGCAUUUCUGUCUGUAUGGGCUCUUUAAUGUUCUCCUUUUUGCGUUGAGAAUGAUGUACAUCUGGCGAAACCGAGAGAAGACUGGCGCCUCUACCCCCGAGCUGGCCUCAGGCUUGGAGAGCCAGGUGAACCAGACUCGUGUCCACGCGAAUGCAUUCUUGGACCUGACCGACCGUGAGAAUGAUGAACUCAAGCCCUCCGGCAUGGAAGUACAAUGA